UGCUGGCUGCCUGGGGCACGGGGGCUGUAUUGGCCAGCGCGCGGGCUCUUACUUACUGCCCCCAGCUCCCCCAUGGACCCAGUGUGCUCUGUGGUGGUGCCAUGGCCAGGGGCUGUCAGGCUGCUGAGCCACCCUGGCUCCACUCUCAGGCGGCUUUGCCCCAUGCAUGACUGGGCUUGGCCUUGGCCUGGGAGCUGGCGCGCCGGGGGUGGUGCCCGGGCUCUGCUGGAAGGGUGUUUGGGUCCCAGGCUGCACAGGGGCCACGUGCAGCCUUGUGGGAGCGUCAGCCCCUCGAGGGACCCUGGCACUUGCUUGUGGGGCACAAGGAGGCGCACCUGCACCACUUGCUCCUUCUCCCUCUGAGGUGGCUGGCUGGGAGCUGAGCCAUGCUGGCAGAGCCAGGCCCUGCAAGAGGCUGCACAGAGAGCAACGGGCCGAAAGGGUUCCCAGGUGCUGACGUGGAGGGGGAUGCUGUCACGGAGAAGGCAGCUCUGCUCCCUGCCCGCCGCAAGGGCCCUGCUGCCCCCGGCCCCAGGAGGCAGCGGCAGGAAGGGCUCACAGCUCCUCCGAGCGAUGGGCGCACCCGGCGCAGCAGUGGCUGCUACCCUCUCAACCCAGAGCGCCUCAAGCAGAGCAGGCUGUACGUGGAGAGAGCCGUCAAGCAAAGGAAGAUCUUCAUGCUGCAUGGCCCGUACCCUGUGAUCCGGAGACUGCUGCGCAGCCGGGGCUGGGUGGAGAAGAAGGCCCCCAAGGCGGCACACAGAUGGGAACGAGUGCCCGAGGGCGAGGAGGAUGGGGAGGGGGACGACAGCGACGGAGCCGAGGAGGACGAGGAGGGCGAGGAAGAGGAGGAGCAGGAUGAUGACCCUGAUGGCACCUACGACCUCAUGUCGCGGCUGGUUCGCAACCAGAUGCCCUAUUUCAUCUGGACUAACCGGCGAGAUGCCAUUGACUGCCGCUUCCUGCGCAAGGAGCAGGUGAUGAACCACUACGCCAAGGCGGGCUCCUUCACCACCAAGGUGGGGCUAUGUCUGAACCUGCGGAACCUGCCUUGGUUCGACCAGGCCGAUGCCGACACCUUCUUCCCCCGCUGCUACCGGCUGGGUGCUGAGGAUGAGAAGCAUGCCUUCAUCGAGGAUUUCUGGCUCACUGCUGCCCGGAGCAUCCUCAAAGUGGUGGUGAAAAAGUACUGGAGCUCAGCUGCCCGGGGGGCUGGGGCAGCGGCGGCUUCCGGCGCACAGGGGCCCAUGAAGGCCGGCGAGUCCGCAGAGUCCCUGAGAGGGACUGGCAGGAAGAAGGCCAGCCCCCUGCCACCGCAGCUCAUCGAGACAGCCCUGCAGGCCUGCGAGGAGCACCUGAGCAGCCUGACCCACCAGGAUAUCGACAGGGAGCCCGAGUCCCCUCUGUGCAUGAUGGGGGCCCGCCGGGGGGACUUCCUGCGUGCCUACUACCAGGUGAUUCACGAAGGGGCACUCCUGGACCAGCUGGGCUCCCAUGUCGAACGGUGCGAGCACGUCCUGCAGCGCCUGGCCGAGGUGCUCCCACAGCUGGAGAUGGAGGGGGACCGCAAUAUCUGGAUUGUGAAGCCAGGCGCCAAGUCACGGGGCAGAGGAAUCACCUGCAUGGCCCGCCUGGAGGAGAUGCUGAAGCUGGUGGAUUGCGACCCCAUGAUCGUGAAGGAUGGCAAGUGGGUGGUGCAGAAAUACAUCGAGAGACCCCUGCUCAUCCACGGCACCAAGUUCGACCUGCGGCAGUGGUUCCUGGUGACGGACUGGAACCCGCUCACCAUCUGGUUCUACCGAGACAGCUACCUCCGCUUCUGCACGCAGCCCUUCUCCCUGCACAACCUGGACACCUCCAUCCACCUGUGCAAUAACUCCAUCCAGAGGCACUACGAGAACUCGCUGAGCCGCCACCCCCAGCUGCCCCCUGACAACAUGUGGUCAUCGCAGCAGUUCCAGGCCCACCUGCAGCAGGCGGGGGCGGAAGGCGCCUGGCAGAAGGUGAUCGUCCCGGGCAUGAAGGCAGCCAUCAUCCACACCAUGCAGACCUCCCAGGAUGUGGUGGAGUUCCGCAAGAGCAGCUUUGAGCUAUACGGGGCAGACUUCAUGUUCGGGGAGAACUGCCAGCCCUGGCUGAUUGAGAUCAACGCCAGCCCCACCAUGGCGGCAUCCACGGCCGUGACCAGCCGGCUGUGCGCCAGCGUUCAGGAGGACACGCUCCGUGUGGUCAUUGACCGCAAGCACGACCGCAGCUGCCACACGGGGGCCUUUGAGCUCAUCUACAAGCAGGCGGCUGUCGAAGUGCCCCAAUACGUAGGCAUAAGCCUUUUGGUGGAAGGAUCCACUGUCAAAAAACCACGGCCUCCAAACCACAGACUCUCCCCCAGUGCCAGCCCCAGGACGGGCCCCAGCGUGCCCAGCUACCCGCAGCACUCCCAAGCACUCCCACAGAGCUCCCCUCGUGGGCCCAGGCCCCCUGCGCCAGUCACCGGCAAGGAGAACAGAGCCAGGGAGCUGGGGGCAACCAACAGGGCCUCUGCUGCAGCUGGCACCCGGCUGAAGCUGCCCAGCAAGGUGCGAGCAGAGCCAGGCAAGAAGAGGCUGCUGGAGCUGCACAGCACAGCCACCUCCCCGCUGGGGGACAAGCUGGUGCCGCUGGGCCAGCCCAGGUUCUGUCCCAAGUGCAGCUCCCAGGGGCCAGGCCCCAGCCCCAGGGCACCCCCACGGCUCCAGCUCAGCAAGGCCAACGGCCCGAAGGGGCAGCUGCACAUGCGGGACUUACACACCUUCCAGCUGGGCUGUGGGCAUGCGGCUGCCCCUACUCACCCCCCUGCCUGUUCUCCAGGGAAGCCCAGUGUGCCAGAGCGCCAGUGGGGACAGGCUCAGGCUGCGCUGCGGGAGCGGCCCCCAGCCCCUCCUGCCAGGCCUGGCCAGCAGUGUGCCCCCCACCUAGCCUCCACCCCUGAGCUUGGGGCCUUGCACACGGCCGCGGGCAGGAGAAGGAAGCAGAAGAGAGACAGGAUGUGCAGGUGAUGGAGGGAGCUGCCCCUGGGGCUGCUGGCAGCAGUGAGGGAGUCAUGCCAGGGGCUGGUGCCCUCCAAUAAAGGGAUCAAGAGAAGGAGCUGGAGUUCGUGAUGUGGGCAGGAAAUGCAACCUGGUGCUGCCUUCACCCGGGGGGGGGGGGGGCCUGGGGCCAGCUGCAGGCAGCACAGGUCCCACAUCUCAAAUGAGCCCCAGCCCAGGGGGCAGCCCCCCUUUCCCCUUGCCUUUGGCACACAGGGUUGCUGCUUGGUUUCUCUGCCCUGUCUCUCCUUCCCACAUCUGCCCAGCUCCACAGCUAGUGCAGCACUCUCCCCUGUGCUGGGGGGCAGAGCUGGGCACCACCCUGGACAGAGGGCCAGGAGCUGGGCACUGCCCUGGGAGGGAGGGAAUGGAGCUGGCACUGCCCUGGCAGAGGCGGUGAACAGGCCCUGAGGCAACAGGCUUCAGGGCAUAGGAUAGGGAGCAAGGCCUGUGGUCCAGCUGAACAGGGCUUGGCCCUGGGGGUGGACUGGCCAGACCCAGCCAGCGCCCCCCACUUUGGGCCUUGCCCCUGGCUAUUUCUCUUUCCUUCCCAGGCCUCUGCUGCCGUGCUGGAAACCCCUGGGCGGGUUUGCACCUGCUCCGUGGCUGGCCCCGCCCUGGGAGCAAGGCAGCCACCUCCAGCAGUGAACCCGAGUGCUCAGGGCAUGGCCCUCUGCCCUCCUCACCUGCUCUGAGGCCAGGACUGGCCUCAGCUGGGGCCCCACAGCAGCAAGGGGCACUGGGGGUUGCCCCAUUCUGUUGGACUGGGCCUGUGAAACCAUCUGGGGCGGGGGGGCUGGGAGCACAUCUGAGGGCACCUGGCACUGCAGAAGGCAGAGGAGCCCCCCCAGGGACCCCACCCAGAGAGUGGAGAGGGGGCAGGGCUGUGAAGGAGCAGGGUGGGGGGAGGAUGCCCUGAGACCAUGGUGUAAGCAGCUGGGGGGGGGCUGGAUGUGGUUUCCAUCAUAUCCAGGGUUUGCACUUUGGCUCCAUAGCUCAGCACCCCUGCAAGCAGCGAGCCUGACACUGGUGGGAGGGGAACGUGGUACAGCACAGCACGGAGUGCAGGGCAGACAGGCCAGGACCUGCCCCCUGAUCCCUUCACUGCAAGCUGCCCCCCAAGGCAGUUCCCCCUGCCCCCUCAUGAGCAACCCCUUGUUUUCACUGCAUUAGGCCCAGCUGCAGGCUGGGCUCUCUGCCCCCCUGCUGGACCAGACCCCUUCACAACACUGCAGUGAGGCAGGGAGGAACGCAGAGCACAGGACUGUCUCACACACCCUGAGUGCACCCCAGGCUGCUCGGGGGGGCCACCCUACCAGACCCUGUGUGUUCAGCUUCCCUUUGUCUCGGCAGGCUGCAGACCUCGGUGGCACAGACUCUGCCAGGGCUGAGCCCCCAAACUGCCCGCUAGGCACUCAGGGCUGCAGCUCACCUCUUCGGGGCACUCCAGUGAGAGCAGCCAGCCAACGGUUCCAAACCCAGUCACUCUUCGCUACCCCCCCCCCCCCCCGACAAAAUAAAACCCUGCCUCAAUUCCCCACCCUUCUGGA
Molecule: messenger RNA, 4615 nt
Organism: Mauremys mutica (yellowpond turtle)
Lineage: Eukaryota; Metazoa; Chordata; Testudines; Geoemydidae
Gene: TTLL3
Product: tubulin tyrosine ligase like 3
Exons: 13
Coding region: 387-3035 (882 amino acids)
Biological process (GO): protein polyglycylation; cilium movement; cilium assembly
Cellular component (GO): cilium
Molecular function (GO): protein-glycine ligase activity, initiating
Source: RefSeq, a predicted model, not a curated record